Schistosoma margrebowiei is the source of this 1983-nucleotide messenger RNA. Lineage: Eukaryota; Metazoa; Platyhelminthes; Trematoda; Strigeidida; Schistosomatidae. The record is from the annotation of a GenBank genome assembly.
GUUACUUCAAGGUCACUUCUGGGCUGUUCGUGAAUUAUUGUUUACGGAGUUUUUAGUUCCCAACCUGUUCAAUAUAACAAUAAAAUUUCAGCCUGCGAUUCGGUGCUCUUUGCAAAGAAACAAUCGUAUUAUCUGUUUAUACGAUAUUGAUGAGUUAUCUAUGUUUAGAUCGCGUAUCAACCUCAUUUUUAUCUCGUUUCAUAAACUCCCCAAUCAGUUCCAUACUUCAUCCAACAAAGUGAGAAGCUUGGCGAAAAUUCCUGUUAGUCCAGUAACAUAUCAAGUUUUUUUAGGUGGACUUUCUUGUGGAAUUUUUGCAAUUGCUUGGAUUUCAAAGUCUAAGAAGCCGCGUAUCAUUACACUAGAGGAACUUGCUCAGCAUAACUGUAAGGAACGUGGAGUUUGGGUCUCUCUUAAAGGUAAAGUGUACGAUGUUACAAGUUUUGUUGACGAUCAUCCUGGGGGUGACAAAAUUCUUUUGGCCGCUGGGUCUGAUGUCUCUUCAUUUUGGUCCGUUUAUGCAUUUCACUACCAGAGUCAUGUCUUGAAAAUACUAGAGAAGUACUAUAUUGGAGAACUUGACAAAUCGGACUUUGUCGAAGAAGAAGACAAUGAAGAUAUAUAUAGUUCUGAUCCUCAGAGAAAUCCGGAUUUGAAAGUGCUUUCACAGCGUCCUUUCAAUGCGGAAACUCCUCUCUCAUCAAUAUGUAGCAACCCAAUAACUCCUACUGAUUUAUUUUUUGUAAGAAACCACCUUCCUGUUCCUGAUGUUGAUCCCGAGACAUAUAGACUUGAAAUAGCUUCUUCGGUUAUAAAAGUUAACAAUCAACCACUGAAUUUGUCUUUAAAAUUAGAAGAUAUUCUAAAGAAUUAUCCUCGUAAAAGUUUAGUAUCUACCAUUGUUUGCGCUGGGAACCGACGAUCAGAUAUGAUCAAGUAUGAUAUAAAAAAGGCUGAAUUAGAAGAACGUAGUCCUUAUGUGAAAGGCUUAUCGUGGUCUGAGGGAGCGAUUUCUACGGCAGAGUGGACUGGUGUACCGUUAGUGGACCUAUUGGCUUAUCAUCUGUUGCCUUCAAACCAAAGAACAAACUAUCAAGCACUCUACGAAUUGCUUAAAAAUGCAGGUGUACGUCACAUUCGAUUUGAUGGACUGGAUAUAGAUCCUACUGGUGGAGCUUUUGGUUCAUCAUUACCAAUUGAUUUAGCUUUAGAUCCUCAGAGGGAGGUAAUCAUUGCUUUCGAAAUGAACAAUAAGCCAUUAACUCGGGAUCAUGGUUUCCCAUUGAGAAUUAUCAUACCUGGUUCUAUUGGAGCUCGUCAAGUUAAAUGGCUAGGUCAAAUUACAUUAUCAACAGACGAAAGUGAAAGCUUUUGGCAGCAGGGUGAUUAUAAAUAUGUUCUACCGAUGGGUGAUGGUAAAGUCGCAGAUCUAAAGGGCUUACCGGCUAUUUUGGAUUAUCCUGUUCAGUCAGUUAUUUGUAAACCUUCUGAUGGCCAAACUCUCAAAAACACUGGGAGUGUAAGUUUGUCAGGCUAUGCAUUCAGCGGAGGUGGGCGUGGGAUCAUUUCUGUUCGCAUUUCUUCGGAUGGUGGCAGGUCUUGGUAUGAAGCGAAAUUGUCACCAGCCAGUCCUCCUGCAGCAGAAGGUGAUGUAACAGACAUAGACAAUCCUCAUUCUUUAAAAAACCGGAGCGUAAAACAAUGGGCGUGGACAAUAUGGACUGUGGAGGUUCCUAUUCCAAAAGAUAUUCGUGAAGUAGAGUUUGUGUGUUCGGCUGUUGAUAGCUCUUACAACACCCAACCGGAAUUCUGCUCAGCUACUUUAAACAUUCGCGGCUUAUUGUCAAACUGUUGGCACAGAAUCAAUGUUAAAUUCGACGCUUCAAGCUGAAAAACUUGAUUUUGAUCUAUAAUUACUUCUUUGCAAGAAUAAUUUUGAUUUUUAGAUAACGCUUUUGUUAAAAUAUAUUUUUAUAUUUUUGG